This is a messenger RNA of Necator americanus (New World hookworm), 354 nucleotides long. RefSeq lists its product as uncharacterized. The transcript has a single exon. The coding region runs from base 1 to 354 and encodes 117 amino acids. Lineage: Eukaryota; Metazoa; Nematoda; Chromadorea; Rhabditida; Ancylostomatidae. The record is from RefSeq and is a predicted model, not a curated record.
AUGAACGAAGGUAUACUCGUCAUUCGUGGAGAGAAAGUUCCGUCGCGAAAUGUAGGCAGUGUUGGUUUUGUUGUGUACCCAUCUGUCGUCCAUUUUGUCGAUUCUCACAAGAUCCUGUCACCUCGUCUGGCCAUUCUUCGCUUCCGCCUUCUGCGCCAAAAACCCAUCAAUGUCAUCAACUGCUACUCACCAACAUCAGCAGCUGAUGAAUCCGAAUUGGACGCGUUUUACGAGGAGGUGGAGGAAGUAAUCCGCAACGAGAAGUCGUUCUACAAAUUCGUUGUCGGAGGCUUCAACGCAAAACUAGGAAGAGGAAUACAGGAUUGGAAGAUUUCGACUGGAUGGCCGGAAUGA